AUGAAGCCCGUGCCUGUGGUUCUGCUCAUCAGUUCAGUGUUACUGAGCACUCACAUCCCGCUGAGCAUCUGUCGACCGCGUGAUCUGCGCAUCGGCAACAGCAACAACCGACUACACGACGCGCUAUUAAACAGCGCUGGAGACGACCCAAUGUCCUAUCUCGUCGGCGAAAAAAUCCUUCAAUAUUUGCAACGAAACCUCGGACCGCAGAAAGCAGGCGCUCUCGUGCACUUUCAGCACUUUCCCACGGCGAACGCGCGCGCGCCGGACGAGGACAACAGCUUGGAUGAGCUCGUGGAGUUUAGCAAAAGAAACGACGACCCUCCGAUCUCGAUUGAUCUCACCUUCCACCUGCUGAGGAACAUGAUCGAGAUGGCACGGAUCGAGAACCAAAGAGAACAGGCGGAACUGAACCGCAAAUAUCUAGAUGAGGUUGGGAAGUAGUUGUAAUGGUGACAGAUCAAGUGGGCGAGUACAGAUCAAGCUCAAUGCACUCUUUCAAAUCCCAACUCUUUGCUUUCUUUGACAUGUUAAAAGCUCGUACUUAAAAAUAAAGGUUCUACAAUGGUGACUUGCUGCACUUUAGGUUCAGCAGAGAACCGUCUUCUUAUCAAGAACCAGUGGGUUUUUGAGUUUGCUGUUUGGGUAUCCUAUUUAGAGAUUGUAAAAAGUUCAAAUGUUACUUAGCCGACUGGCUUCGGGGUUCCUUAUCUAAUAAGGCACCUGGACAUAGAUGAUUUUGUGAAGAAUACAUGAUGCCAUUAAAGAACCAUUUAUAUUUCACUAAAGGAUAUUUGUGUUUCUUUAGACUAUUCAAAGGUACAAAAAAAGAAAUGAUUCUGUUAAGAUCCAUUGAAUGAAUGUUUAUUCGGGGAACCAAAAAUGGUUCUUCUAUGGCGUCACUGUGAAGAACCUUUGUAGCACUUUUAUUUUAAAGAGUGUGUGGCAUCCAGCCUUGUUGGUUUCAUUUGCAACCUUUAUUUUUCACUCUUAAAAUAAUGUUCCUCUUAGGUUCUUUGUUAGGUGGUUCCACAAAGAACCUUUAACACAGAACCCUUUUGUUGCACAACAGGUUCUUUAGAGGAAAAAUAAUUCUACAGACUUUAAAAAGGUAAGAAAGAAAUUGUUAUUUUAAGAUCCUACAGAACGGUUCUUUGGGGGAACCAAAAAUGGUUCUUCUAUGGCGUCACUGUGAGGAACCUUUGUAGCACUUUUAUUUUAAAGAGUGUGUGGCAUCCAGCCUUGUUGGUUUCAUUUGCAACCUUUAUUUUUCACUCUUGAAAUAAAGGUUCCUUAUAGGUUCUUUGUUAGGUGGUUCCACAAAGAACCUUUAACACAGAACCCUUUUGUUGCACAAAAGGUUCUUUAGAGGAAAAGAGACUAUAAAAAGGUAAGAAAUAAAUUUUUCCUUUAAAAUCCUAGUGAACGGUUCUUUGGGGGAACCAAAAGUGUUUUUUCUGUGGCAUCGCUGCAAAGAACCUUUGUUUGCACCUUUAUUUUUAAGAAUAUGACAGGAGUUUGUUGUGCUAUACACUCUUAAAAAUAAAGGUGCUUAAAAGGUUCUUCACAGUGUUGCCGCAUAGAACAACCAUUUUUGGUUCCUCAAAGAACUAUUCAGUCAAAGAUUCUUAGAAGAACCAUUUUUCAUACUUUAAAUAAUCUAAAGAACCUUUUUGAAACAGUUUGGUUCUUCGCAUAUUUAAGGUUCUUUAUGGAACCAUUCAGCUAAAAUGGUUCUUCUAUGGCAUUGUGAAGCACCUUUAUUUUUAAGAGUGUAUGCAGCAGCUCUGGGCCAUUUCAGAACAAAGAACCAUAUGCAAGAACCAUCAUGACAGUGCCCUCUCAACACUGCCCAUAACAAAUAACCUUUUGGGUGGGUUAAACUGUGUGUAACCAAAUCUUUCAAUUCAAUAUAAAAUUGUAAUGUUUUGGCACCCUUUUAAUGUUUACUCAGCAUUACAAAUGCCAACUUUUCACCAGAAACAGUCUGAUCUCUGUAUUACUAGGCUACUAAAACACGACAAAUCCUGCUAUUGCCAAUUAGUAUUCUGCUAAUAUAGGGUUUGCAUCUGUAUUGUUGACUUUGUUCUUGUAAAUCAGUGUUUCAUCAAAGCAGGGAACGUUUUUUUGUUUGGUUGCAUCCUCUCAAUACUUGCCAACAGGGACUAUGGAAUGUUCUCAUGACAUAUAAGUGACAUAUAAUAACAAGUGCAUAUGACAUAAUAAGAGCAAACGUGUGUUUUUCUCACUAUGGCUACAUGGUGGAAACAACGUUUGUAGCACUUAAAGGGACAAUCCACUUUUUUUGAAAAUAGGCUCAUUUUUCAACUUCUCUAGUGUUUAACAUUUGAUUUUUACUGUUUUGGAAUCUAUUCAGCUGAUCUCCGGGUCUGGCGGUGCCAGUUUUAGCAUAGCUUAGCAUAAUCCAUAGAAUCUGAUUAGACCAUUAGCAUCGCGCUCAAAAAUGAUAUUACGCAAUGAUACUAUGCAGUGCCCGAAAAUAGUCCCCAAGUUACCCAAGGGGGCUAUUUUCGGGCGCUGUGUAAUAUCAUUGCGCCUGCUGCAGCCAUUUUACGGCAGCAAAGUCCUUCAUUAUUACGCCGGAAUGAGAGUAUAGUUCCUACCCAUAUCUGCCUAGAAAAUCACAACUUUUAAUUUUCGGUCGUACACAAUGUAAGUACAGAAGAGUCAAGUUUUAAAUAGGAAAAAUAUCCAAAUAACUUUUUGGUUAUUUUUGAGCGCAAUGCUAAUGGUUUAACCAGUUUCAAUGGAUUAUGCUAAGCUAUGCUAAAAGUGGUUCUGCAGACCCGAAGACAAAAAGAAUGAAUUCUUAAAUGGUAAAAGUCAAAUGUUUAACACUACGGGACAUGGAAAAUGAGCCUAUUUAAAAAAAAAGUGGAGUGUCCCUUUAAACCAAGAGGCUUAUCCACAUUUUGUGACAGUGAUGUUGGACAAUAUUACAAAGUGCUUGAUAUAUAUUGUAUAUUGUAUAUUGCUUAUCAUGAUGUAAAUGACAUUAUAUUGCACCUAAAUGCAUAAAACAUGACUUUGUAUUUUGAACAUGAA
Molecule: messenger RNA, 3066 nt
Organism: Misgurnus anguillicaudatus (oriental weatherfish)
Lineage: Eukaryota; Metazoa; Chordata; Actinopteri; Cypriniformes; Cobitidae
Source: RefSeq, a predicted model, not a curated record